This is a messenger RNA of Ectocarpus sp. CCAP 1310/34, 2715 nucleotides long. The record is from the annotation of a GenBank genome assembly. NCBI's taxonomy places the organism in Eukaryota, Phaeophyceae, Ectocarpales, Ectocarpaceae.
UGAUGAUCCGCGUGCUAUUGAACUCUCUGCCUACUGCCCCCGUCUCUCUGUCUCUUUCCGCAUCCGCAGCUUGUUAAUUGGAAAUAUGGCCGAGGCUGAAGCUUUGUCCGCACCCUCCCCCUUCAAAUCUGACAAAGGAAGGAAGAGAUGGUUUCCGCUUGAGUCCAACCCUGAUGUGAUGAACAAGUACAUCGCCAAGAUGGGGUGGCCGGCGGGAGCGUACAGUUUUACAGAUGUGUAUAGCACGGAGGACUGGGCGCUUGCGAUGGUGCCACAGCCGGUCCUGGGCGUGGUGAUGCUGUUUCCGAUCAAAGAGUCUACCGAGAAGCACCGUGAGGAGGAGGCGGCGCGGGUCCGGGAAUCAACAGAGUCGCUCAACCCCAAGCUGUACUUCAUGAAGCAAACGGUUGGCAAUGCCUGCGGGACUGUCGGGUUACUGCACUGCGCGCUGAACGCCUCCAUUUCCAAGGGAAUCACGCUUGACAAAGAGUGUUUCUUGCACCGGUUUUGGGAGAAGACGAGACAGCUUACGCCGGCGCAAAUCGCACAGGCUCUGCAUGACGAGGAUGAACUGGAGGAGGUUCAUGAAGAAGCCGCUCAAGAAGGACAGAGUGAUCAGAUCGCCCGCGAGGAGAAAAUCAACACCCAUUUCGUGUGCCUCACUGAAAUGGACGGUACCCUUUACGAGCUUGACGGGCGCAAGGAAGGCCCAGUCCCGCACGGAUCCACGUCUCCAGCCACCCUGUUGCAAGACGCGUGCGCGGUGGUGAAACAGUUUAUGGAUAGGGACCCGGGCGAGCUAAGGCAAGUUCACCAUCGUAGCUCUGGCGCCGGCUGCGACCGACGAUGCAUGAGCUAAGAGUGGUGGUGUGAUGUAGCAUACGCAACCUGCUCUUAACUUGAGCAGUGCGGUGUAGGCCUGAAGGAGCCAGGAACGCUAAGCGGGCGACACUGCGAAUAUCUCACUUCGCAGAUGUUUUAAGCACAAGGAAAGGUGUCUCUGGGCGGGAGGAGUGCGGCAUUGUGUACAGCAGAUGGAGGAGAGAACGACGAGUGUUUAGCUUGGCUCAAUGUACCUGCCGAGUAGCUGGAACGAGGGGUGGAUCCCUUGUACCACGACUCUCGAGCCUCAAGAACGAACUUAGAGUGAGAGUGCACACUCCUUGUUCUGAACAAUGUAUGGUCUCGUGCAUGUGCACGCAGUUGCUCUUCGAAACGGGUGGGUCGAUUUGCAAACCACCAGUUAAUCUUGAAUAAGUAAACCAAACUUGCCCUAGACACCGAUCGGUGUUGAACCUCCUGAGAUCGCGAAAUGGCUCCUUUUGCGCUUUUUUCGUUUGCCAAUACUUUCGUUUUGAACAUGCCAGCGUGCAAGAGCAGCUCCCUGUUCUCCCCACUACGGCAACUAGGCUUGCAAUAUGGUGUCGUCCUGCGGCGCACGGAUAAUUCAUUGAUAUGUGUGCACUGCACCGAAUCCCUACACUGGCUUCUUGUAGCUGAAACGUCCUCUUGGCGCGACCGGUAUCGAGCAUGUAGCGGUGACUGCACUGAGGUUACCUGGGUAGCCACAUGUUUGAAACAUGUAUACCGUGCUGGGCAAGGGAAGCUCUGCCUGUAUCAACAUUCUCUACCACUUGAUGUAUGCAAACUAAAUGUAUGCAAAUCGCAUCCGUCCCUGGUGCUGAUGUUUCAAAAUGUUGGGUCGAGUGCCCGCCUGGAAAGGAAAAUAUAGCACGCCAGGAGUAUUCUGCCAUCCGCACUCGUCGGACACCAUCGACAGCUCUUCCAGUAACAACCCCACUAGCGGUGACCAAGCGGCUAGGAAAUAAUACUGCAUGCCGUGCUGGACCAGGGCACCGCUGCUUACAUCAAUGCUCCGUACCACUUGUGACUGACCGUGUAUGCAAAUCCCAUCCCACAUCUUUUACAAAAUCUUGAGUCACGCGUGCCCUAAAACGAAAAAAUACGCUAGUCGGCCACCGCCGAAAGUCUUCCUAAAACAACACAACAUCAACAACCUUAACGAUUUUUCUGUUCUUUUGUCUCCGGCCCAUUCUGCUCGGGAAGGCAGCCUGUUGCACACUGAAAUAAUCCGCCACAACGAGAGCCAACACUUGACACUUUUGUCCCACCGCCACGAAAACCAAAGUCAGAGUUGCGGCACAAGUAGAUCGUUGACCUAAACUUGGUUCUCGCCACGAAAGCAGCUCCCGAAUCGUGUCAAAUGUAACAGAACAUCCAGCUGGUGAGCCUUGCCUUUCGUGAUAGGGCGCUGCAGCACCGAGGAGACUCUACGUUACAGCAGCCUAGAUGGUUGGAGCACGCAAAAAGAGUACAGUCAGAUUUUCAAGAUUCGGUUCAGGGAGAAGCAGCUCCGGCAGCAAACGGGGGUUUGCCAUCAGCUGCUCCUAAAGCAGACGGGGGGCUCCCACCAGCUGGACCGGCAGCAGUCGAGGGGCUAUGUUCGUCCAACCAGCACAUGUCGCACCAGGCGGUCACCGCGUCGUCGGCUGUCUCGUUCAAGGCGUCUAAGCCUGACCAAAACGUAAGGAAAUCGUCAUUUAGAGCUUGUAUGGAGCCGUGGUCUUCGAACGUUGGGGCAGCCUCACGACCCUUUCCGCCGCAGGAGUCGUCGAUUCCAUUGCUUUCGCCAUCGAUAGCGAGAGCGGGGGCCGCUACGGGAUGAAGGAGCCGCCCGUUCACAACGUAGUCCAA